CAACUCUUUGCCCAUUUUCUUUUCUUUUCUUUUCAUUUGAAGUAUGGCACCAUUGAGAUGGAUGUUUUAAAAAGGCAAAACCAGUAUCAGCAGUCAGCACCCCUGAGAUCAAUCACCUCAGCUCUAGUGAAAGAAGUGAGAGUCUUCACUUCAAAAGGGAGAGGACAGGAGGAAGCACGCAAGGGAGGAAGAAGACAACCACACGCUAGGUCCUGUGUGUGUGUGUGUGCGGGGCUAGAAGCAGACAAGCUGCGGGAGCAAAAGGAGCAUGGCUUCUCGCAGUAGCUUCUACUUUGUUCCCUUGCUCCUCUUGCUCAUGCUCUUGCUCUCUUCUUCUGCUACUGCUGCAUUGGCAUCCAAGCCGAGCAGCGCUGGGAGUGGCGCUGCUGGUAAUGCCACUGCGAGGUUGAGGCCAGGGAAGGAGCUGCUCAAGUACAACAGGAUCAGGGCUCUGCUCAAGAAGCUCAACAAGCCUUCUCUCAAGACCAUUCAGAGCCCAGACGGUGAUCUGAUUGACUGUGUUCCUUCUCAUCUCCAGCCUGCAUUUGACCACCCAAAGCUCAAGGGCCAAAAGCCUCUGGAUCCACCGGAAAGGCCCAAGAACUACAACUUCUCUAUUUCUGACGGCGGCAGCAGAGUUGGCGAGGUGGUGGUGCAGACAUGGCAUGCCACCGGCGAGGCGUGCCCGGAAGGCACGGUAGCUAUGCGGCAGACGACGGAGAAGGAUCUGCUCAGGGCCAGCUCCCUCAGAAGGUACGGCAGGAAGCCGGCGCGCCGGAGUGUUCGUCGUGAUUCCACAAAAAGCGACCAUGAGCAUGCAGUUGGGUAUGUAAACUCUCAGCAGUACUAUGGGGCCAAGGCCAGUGUUAAUGUGUGGUCACCAAGGAUAGGUGACCCAUCUGAGUUCAGCCUGUCACAGAUCUGGGUCAUCUCUGGCUCUUUUGGCAAUGAUCUCAACACCAUUGAAGCUGGAUGGCAGGUAAGCCCUGAGCUGUACGGAGAUAGUAACCCAAGAUUCUUCACCUAUUGGACGACUGAUGCGUAUCAAGAGACCGGGUGCUACAACCACAACUGCCGUGGAUUCGUGCAAACCACUAAUAAGAUCGCCAUCGGGGCGUCUAUCACCCCGGAAUCGGUGUACAACGGCAGGCAGUUCGAUAUUACUCUGAUGAUAUGGAAGGAUCCGAAGCACGGGCACUGGUGGCUGGAGUUGGGCCCGGGCCUGGUCGUCGGCUACUGGCCAUCCUACCUCUUCACCCACCUCGCGCGCCACGCGAACAUGGUGCAGUUCGGCGGCGAGAUCGUCAACACCCAGCCAUCGGGGUCGCACACGGCUACGCAGAUGGGCAGCGGCCACUUCCCCAGCGAGGGCUUUGACCGCGCCGCCUACUUCCGGAACCUGCAGGUGGUGGACUGGGACAACAACCUCAUCCCGGCAGCCAACCUGAAGCUCCUCGCCGACCACCCCGGCUGCUACGACAUCCAUGGAGGGUCCAAUGGCUACUGGGGCAGUUACUUCUACUAUGGAGGGCCAGGGAGGAGCGUGAAAUGCCCCUGAGAUAAAUUUGGAUCUUGUUUUCUUUUUUCUGUUUUUUUGUUUGUUCGUUUGGUUGUUGUCUUUUUCUGACAGCAAGUAUUGGUUUGGCCCUUUAUAGGAUAUUGCUAGGUCUUAGAUCUUUAGCUGAAGAAUGCAUCGGAACAGUUGAGACUUGAGAGGAAUUUGUAAAUUUGAGAAGUGCGCGCCAGUUUAUGCAUUCAAUUUACAUAAUACCCACUCCAUUCUUAAAUACAUGUCAUUCUAGCUUCCAAAUUUUGCUCCCGAACAAACA
Molecule: messenger RNA, 1829 nt
Organism: Phragmites australis (common reed)
Lineage: Eukaryota; Viridiplantae; Streptophyta; Magnoliopsida; Poales; Poaceae
Product: protein neprosin-like
Exons: 7
Coding region: 269-1558 (429 amino acids)
Source: RefSeq, a predicted model, not a curated record